This is a messenger RNA of Pelobates fuscus (common spadefoot toad), 2576 nucleotides long. RefSeq names its product WBP2 N-terminal like (gene WBP2NL). The record is from RefSeq and is a predicted model, not a curated record. Bases 124 to 984 code for a protein of 286 amino acids. Gene Ontology annotation, cellular component: nucleus. Lineage: Eukaryota; Metazoa; Chordata; Amphibia; Anura; Pelobatidae. The transcript is spliced from 9 exons. Gene Ontology annotation, biological process: positive regulation of DNA-templated transcription. Gene Ontology annotation, molecular function: chromatin DNA binding; transcription coactivator activity.
UUGUAGUUUGUUGGUGUUGUUGUGUAAUAUUCAGGACAUGGCUUCUGGGAAGUAACUAAAUCCAGUUACCUUCAUCUUGUACACUUGAUAAACACAGGGUUCAGUCCUGUGACCAGCUACAGCAUGGCAUUAAAUAGGAAUCACUCACAGAAUGGUGGAAUUAUUGUAAAUGGCAACGAGAGUAUUAUUAGGGUCUGCAAAGAUGUGGAGCUUACUUUCAGUGACAUGGCACACAAAACAGAAGCCUUCAAAGGCACCAAAAAAGGCUCAUUGUAUCUCACUGCCUACAGGAUAAUCUUUGUGAGCAAGGGAAAGGAUCCCAUGAUGUCAUUUAUGAUGCCAUUCUACCUUGUGAAGGGAUGCUCUAUAGAACAGCCUGUGUUUUCUGCAAACUACAUCAAGGGAACCAUCAAUGCAGAGGCCGGUGGAGGUUGGGAAGGGAAGGCUUCAUUCAAACUUACAUUUAAUAGUGGAGGAGCCAUUGAAUUUGGACAGCUCAUGUUUAAAAUGGCAACGAACGCAUCCAGGGUGCCACAUAAUCCUAACCCAGGAUAUGGAUACACACCGGAACCUGUCCCCACUGCUUAUGGGCCUGGGCCAUACCCUCCUGCCCCUGGAGGAUACGCUCCAGCCCCUCCAGCUGGUCCAUAUCCAUAUGUCCCCCCAGCAAUGAAUGGAUAUGGUCCAGCCCCUCAACCUAUGGGCUACCCUUAUGCUCCACCUCCAGGACCUGGCAUGUAUCCACCCCCAGAGAUGAACCCUAUGUACAUGGCACCUCCUCCCCCUUACCCUGGGCCACCGUACAAUGGAGCUCCGGCACCAACUGCCCCCUCUGGAUGGAUGGAACCUGGUAUGCCAGGAGGAGGCAAGGCUGCCGAAGCUGCGUCUAGCGCAUACUAUAACCCAGCCAAUCCUCACAAUGUCUACAUGCCUAUGGAGCGACCUCCUCCAUAUGCUCCCACCGAUGACAAGAAAACAAAUUAAGAAUUCUGUUCCUGAGUCAAUUCCUGUACUUCCCUGUGCUUCCUACAUCUAAUUAAAAUCCUCCACAAUCACCCAUGUAUAAUAGCGUUUUUUGCUCAGACGAUCCAGGCAUGUAUCAUUUACUCGAUAAACUCAUGGAUCUAACCCAAAAAAGUAACUAAAGUAUAGUGUUUGAAAUAAUUAAUGGUAGGAGAAUUUCCUAAAUACCUCCUAUAUCAGGUCAGUCUGCUUGUGCCUCUACAAUUUUAAGUCAAGUCUUUGGUAGAGAGGCGCUAUGUAGUCUUUGUAGUAUAUUUUUGUUUGUGGUUUGUUUUUGUUUUGCUCCAUAGAUAAAGGUAUGAUUGAGGCAAAAGUCUGCCAGUUAAAGUGCUGAUAUUGUCUAAUAUGUUAUACCAGGCAUCACUGAGGUUAGAGUUGCGUCACUGCCCAGAGAUAUUAACUUAGAAGCGUUUCACAGAGGAACACUUAAUUCACCCAUGCUUCUUCAGUGAUGUCACCAGUCCACCAAAUGUCCCCAGUGCCCAUGGCCAAUCAUGCACUGGGAACUUGCAUAGAGUCUUAUGAUGCUCUCAUGUUUCAUACAUGAGCCCAUAUUAAGGUCCUUUCUAUUUGGAGACAUGCUGUAGGUGGCAUCUCGUUCCUAUAAUGGUAUUCGUAACAGAAGCUUAAUUUGCUAUCUGUAUGAAUCAAAUAGAUGGAUGCAUCCAUGUAGCCUCAUUAAAAAAUAAUAAGGUUUACUGUUCGUAUGAAGCUUUAUAGGCCAAAGUCUUUUCUUCUCCUACUGUAUAAUGUUAUCUCAAUCCUUAUUUGUGUCCUGCACAUUCCAGCUUUUGCAAGGGUAAAGAGAAGAAAGACAAGUUUUUUUUCUCUCUGUAUGACUGUUUUUAGUUUGUGUGUCCAUUUGUAUAUUUAAGUUAUAAAAGGAUACAACUACAGAACAUUGCUUUUAGAUUUAUGAUGUAGAGCAUAUUAAAUAAUAAAUCAUUCAGUUAAGAGUUAAAAGCAAAACUUUACAUCCUGCUUGUUUGUUUGCGUUUUUUUUUUUUUUUUUUUGGUGGGGGGGUAUUUUUCUUUUCAGUCUUAUUUAACUAUUUGCGAGCUGAUCCAAAAUUUGAAAUACAGAAUACUUUCACAUUAUUAGAUUUAUAUUUGAAGGACAUUGUAAUGGAGUUGUUAAGUAUAGUGAUGCUGAUAUAUCAGGUUGAUGUGAUUCCUGGAAGUAAUUAUUAUAACUUUUAUUCCAAGGGCUGAAUUAAAACUGUGAUAUUAAACGUUUUAUAUAAAUGAUGCUGUGUCCUGAAUUUAAAUGAUAUAAGUAUUAAUAUGUACAUUACUACUCCAAAACACUUACACAUUGCAUUUGUUAUCCUAUUAAUUACUAACGGUUAACAAAUUCACGGAGAGAGAUCUAUAUUUUGGAUAUCUGAUUUCUACGUUACUUUCUUUCUGAUCUUAAAAAUGUUCUCCUACAAAUGUUGAUGCUUGAAACCACAGGCAAAAGAAGUGUUAUCUUUUUUGUUUGUUUAUAGGUUUAAAAGAGGUUGAUCCUUGGGACUGUUUAGAUCACUUUAAUAAAACCGUGUUGAAAAUCA